UGGAAUUAAAUUUCCUCUUAGCAAAUUCCCGAAAACACAUCGCUCCACAGUGUACGCCUACUCUGCUUUCCUAAAACACCUAAACUUUUAUAAACUCGUUGCUUUUGUCGGUGCACGUGAACAAGAGCUGGAAGAAGACCAUUACAAUCAAAUGUCGAAAAUGCGAGUGGUCUUACGUACCUUGUUACGGCUAUUUGUCGAGUACGGAGCAAAGAUUCAAUCUUUGAUUAUAUCUACUCGCGUCGGUCCAUAUCCGGUUCAAGACCAUGAUGACACUCUCGCUACACCCGAAGCUAAAACUUUACUGAGCAAUAUUAAAGAAUUAAAGAUUGAAGCAACAAAAUACAUGUUCUCGGACAUAUUUAAAAGUUUGGCAACUAUCUCGUGCAAUGUGAAAAACUUGGAUAUCGAAUGGUCUGAUAUGAUUCGACAUCGGAACUCAUCCGAAAUGAAAAUAAAUUGGAAUAAACUCUUAUCGGCGCCUAAAAACUUGCAUGCCUUCCGACUAUACAACUCUGAACGUGCCGAUAUAAUUGGACCAGCUCUUGUUCAUCAGCAACACGCAUUACGCACCGUCGAGCUCGAAAAAGUAGAUUUCGAAAGUUGCGAACCUCUUACUGAAUUGGCAUCAUGCAUAAACUUGGCCACCCUCCAAUUCAAAGACUGUACGCACGUGACCUCGGAAUUAACCGAACCUUUAGUAAAGGCAAAUUUUUCUCACUUACGGCACCUUCACUUAUCAGGAAAUAACAAGUGCCAAGAAUUGCUCGAUUGGGCUAAAAAAAUUAAUAGAAAAUAA
This is a messenger RNA of Ambispora gerdemannii, 799 nucleotides long. NCBI's taxonomy places the organism in Eukaryota, Fungi, Glomeromycota, Glomeromycetes, Archaeosporales, Ambisporaceae. The record is from the annotation of a GenBank genome assembly.